AUGCCUAAGGAAACUGUGAGUGGUAAAACACCCAGGAGAAGUAAUAGUGGGAAAUCUAGUUUGAGGUCUGAAGAAACAAAGGAAGAGAAUGGUUUCAGGAAACAGUGGACUGAUGCUGUGAAAGGAGGUAAGGUCUCUAGGAACUAUAAGCAGGCACAGAGAAACACAGGCAUUGCCAGAAUCACCAUGAGUCCUGGCACAAGCAUAGUAAAAAAAAAAAAAAAAAAUCCUUACUCUUUCUAUCCUAAUAACUCACUUUCUACUGUCAGAGACCCCCAGUGCCUGGUCCCAACUAGAAGUUAA
Molecule: messenger RNA, 303 nt
Organism: Rangifer tarandus platyrhynchus (Svalbard reindeer)
Lineage: Eukaryota; Metazoa; Chordata; Mammalia; Artiodactyla; Cervidae
Source: the annotation of a GenBank genome assembly